GAUUAACAUAAGUUUCUCGGUCCCCGAUACGCACGACCCAGUGCGAGUCUCGGCAUCAGUCCCGGCCUUCGCCGCCCCACGUCCGGGAGAAACAAUAGGAUAAUUGUUUUACCAGACUUGCGAGACUCGCCAGGCCGUAAGCAAUGCUCGCGUCAGUAGUUCCCCAUCCUUCGGGGCUAUGAGCUAUAGAGGUAUUCUCGAUUUCUUAUGUGGAGCCCCGUGUAAGACGUGUCACCAGAACGAGCUGAUUCGCGCAUCCUCCACCAUCGGGGCAGUGCAGCUUCUGUUCCCUCGUAAUUGGUUAUAUGUACGCCCUAUCAAUCCUUUCAAUAGGCAGGUUAAGCCAGUACGAAGUCAACCCCGUGAAGUUGCUGCAACGAGCUGCGGUUCUUGGGGCUUUUGGUGGCUGCAACAAACACACACCUUGGCAAAGUCCUGCCGCUCGGAUGUCCAAGAUAGACCGCUAUCCUCUCUUCCCACUUAGCUAGCCAACUACCCUCUUCACAUUCUCUUUCGUUUGUAAUAGGCUAGUUUUUAGCUUUAUGAAUCUAGCUGUGUUAUAGUAUUCAUCUACCUUGUGGUCAGUUUUGGGUUCCAGAUAUCGAUUUUUACGUGCACCGUACCAUCACUCGUUAUGCGUUUCCCUUAUAUGUUACUGGCGCUUGUAGCCAGCGUCACCGCGGACAACACAGCGCAAACGAGACGGUCCGAUGGAAGGGAGUUGACACUUAAAUCAAGAAGACCCAUUGAAAUCUCCCAGUCACUUGAGGCAAGGCUAGCUUCAGUCGACAUAUAUCAUAAAGGAGUGGUUGUCUCUAGGGAUCCAGGAUGUGAUCCUGAUGGCGACGAGCCCGAUCUUCCCUUUUGUGACAAGUUUCGCGAAUAUAUAAAGGAGCAACAUGAGAAAGAGGAGGAGCGCAAUGGCAACGACGAUGACAAUGACGAGAAGCAUCACGGCAGUGGGAUGAUAGCAGGAGCUGUAAUAGGCGCUUUUAUUGCACUCUUAUUCCUUCUGGCCGUGUGGUAUUUCCUCCGUAUCCGACCUAGGAGGAGACAGCGUAUACUAGAGCAGCACAGGAAGCAAGAUGAGCUGGAAAGCAACUAUCAAUUCUCUCCCCAGGACACACAUUUACCAACUCCGCCAACCCGAUCUAUGCCCGGAAGCCAAAACCCCUCCGAGCAUAAUGUCAGGUUCCAACGUACACCUUAUCCAGGGGAAGUCCCAUCUCCAUCAAUAACAAAUUCGUCAAUGUCUGGUCUGGCUUUACCAACUCCGGCACUUACAUAUUCUCCAUCGGUUACAUCCAGUGCCGUAUCUCCAUUGUCCCCAGUACCGGCACACGGAUUAAGCGACAAGCCUCCCGCAUACGCAGCGGUAGCAGCACUCCAAUCUUCCGAGCCGCAACCCGAAGCGAGCGCGUACCAGAUGGGCCAGACUCCCAUGCCGUUAGAACCGCCGAUGUACCAUCUCACAGAAGCACCGGGACCUGCUGUUAUGGAUAUGAAAGGGGAACCCAUUUCUCGAUACUAAAAAUAAUAAUUGUACGAUGGGAGAAUGCAAAGCGUCUAGGCAAGGCCAUCAGUCAUUUCCGCGGGCAAAGUGUUCCAGUUCUGAAAUUGUACUGUAGAUAUAUCCCCUAAUGUUCAGAAGUUCAUUGUCUUUACUACUAUGUACUUGUAUUAGGAAAAGAUGUCAUUUCUCAGGAGCGAGUGGCACAGAAGAAUCGAUAAUUGUUUUUUGUGUUUUUCUAUGUCGGUA
Messenger RNA from Daldinia decipiens, 1759 nucleotides. RefSeq lists its product as uncharacterized. The transcript has a single exon. The coding region runs from base 635 to 1531 and encodes 298 amino acids. The record is from RefSeq and is a predicted model, not a curated record. NCBI's taxonomy places the organism in Eukaryota, Fungi, Ascomycota, Sordariomycetes, Xylariales, Hypoxylaceae.